UCAAACCAACGCACUGAUAUUUUUACACUGAUGCAAUGAUAUUUAUGUAAAUGCAUAUACUUACUAUAUAUAGGUUCGUCGAAACAACAACCAUUACAACGAAUCAUUCUUAGUCCUAAACAGAGUAUAAUUACAAACCACAGAUACGCACUGAUCAAUGGAUGACUUAUAUUCUUCUUAUUGGCUUCAUCAAGAGAGCAUUGAUGAAAUGAGGCAGAAUCUACAGAACACUCUGUCCGAGCUAGAGACACUGAGAAUAGAAGUUAACGAGAAAUCAAGAACACACAGAGAAGAAGUGAACCAACUUCUCAAUCUCCUCAAACUCACUCAGCAAGAACGAGACGAAGCUAGACAACAGUUAUCACAGUUCCUCCACUUCAAAACCCAACAAAACCCUAAUUCAAGAAGCAUCACUGAAUCAAACAGCUUCUCCCAAGAUGUAUCUUCUUCUUCUUCUCCUUCUUCCUCAGAACUCUCGAGCUUCUUCAAUAUCCAUCCUCAGCCGCCGUUGAUGAAAAAUCUCGAAAAUCCAACGGCUCGUAAUCGCCAUCAGAUCGAUCCUCUAGACGUUCUUGUGAUGGGGAAAGCUUUUCCGGAAACGGGAAAGCUUUUGAAAGCGGUGAUUGAAGCUGGACCGCUUCUUCAAACGCUUCUUGUCGCUGGACCGCUUCCAAAAUGGAUAAACCCACCGCCUCAAACGCAAUCGCAGCGUUUUGAGUUACCCGCUAUCUCGUUCAGAGGGUCCGAUGUUAAUAAUAGCAGUACCGCGUCUGGGAUAUGUGAUUCUCUGACGUGUUCUGGUUCGGUUAAUGGAUUUGAUUUCGGUCCGAGUUCGGUUAUCGAUCAAUCAGUGUUAACCGGAAAGAGGCAGAGAUUAGAGUAGCUAAUUCUAAGAGCAGUUUUGUAAACCGGGUGAUAUUAUUUCGAUUAUCAAACAUGUCACCAAUUUAUUCUGUAAAACUAUGGCUCGUUGUCAUCACCGGA
This is a messenger RNA of Camelina sativa (false flax), 984 nucleotides long. RefSeq lists its product as uncharacterized. Lineage: Eukaryota; Viridiplantae; Streptophyta; Magnoliopsida; Brassicales; Brassicaceae. The record is from RefSeq and is a predicted model, not a curated record.